This is a messenger RNA of Myxocyprinus asiaticus (Chinese sucker), 1169 nucleotides long. RefSeq lists its product as uncharacterized. The transcript has 4 exons. Bases 438 to 1169 code for a protein of 243 amino acids. Gene Ontology annotation, cellular component: signaling receptor complex; external side of plasma membrane. Gene Ontology annotation, molecular function: signaling receptor activity. The record is from RefSeq and is a predicted model, not a curated record. Gene Ontology annotation, biological process: nervous system development. Lineage: Eukaryota; Metazoa; Chordata; Actinopteri; Cypriniformes; Catostomidae.
CACAUAUUCAAAAGGAUGUGUUGUUUUUAGUUACAAAAUAUUCAAGAACCAGUGACGUUUUGGCUCAAAUUUCCCUUUUUAAAAUACGAAAGUGAUCACAAAUUAGAUUUAGAUCUUCAGCUGUGGAGGAGAUUAUAAGUGAAUGAUUUACACAGGGUUUGGAAAGAUAUGAAGGUGAAUAAAUGAUGACAGAAUUUCAAUUUUUGGGAGAACUAUCCCUUGUAUAUUUUCUAGCACAGAAAAACAAUGAACUUCAGCCAGAAUGGCAAGCCAGUGGUUAUUCACGAUAUGGUAAGUCCUUGAUCUGUACAUCACAACACACAUGCAACACCAACACCAUUAACCUUGAUGUGAAAUUAGUGAUGCUGUGGUCCACUCAUUGUACACCAUCAUUCUAAUCAUCAGUAUGCCACACAAACAGAUCCUGUCUUGAAGAGAUGGUAGCGUGUCUUGAAGAGGAAGUCUGCAACAGCCAGAUGGUGCCAUUUGUCCAGGCCUGCAGCCCUCAAUGUGACCCCAGUUAUUGCAGGCAGGCAAUGAGUCAGUUCUACUCGGCUCUUCCUCACGAUGUGGCUGAAUCACUGGUGUUCUGCGAGUGUGAAAGAGAAGACCCAGAAUGCCAGCAGAUGAAGACCUCUCUACACUCCGGAUCCUGCAUGAGUGAUGAGUCGCAGAUGCCAUUGACCUGCCUAGAUAUGCUGGACAGCUGUGCUGGAGAUGCACUGUGCAGGCAGACAUUCGCCAGGUACCUGUUCGAAUGUUUUGGCGCAGUGGAAGCUCCAUUCAGUGAGCAUUCGACCAAUGACUGGUUGCAGCGUUUGUGGCCACAAUGGGUUCAGUGCUUCACAAUCCAUGUACUUGUGAUGGAUUGCGUUAUCAUCACCAGCAUAAGUGCAAUGAGCUCCAACAUAUGUUCCAAAACAAGUCCCUUUUUAGGGGCAGUAAGCACAGCCCCAGGUGUACAGGCAAAAUGCAGCUGUAAAGAGCAGUGGCAUAGCCAGAAGCGAGGCUACGUGUGUACCAAGGGAAAAAAGGGUGUGCAAGAACUGAAGCACAAUAAACCUGGUCAGGCAAGAAGAUCAGCUGACCCACCAACUAAACCAGCUGGAACCACCUUUGCCAGGCUGGGAGAUGAGCUUAGGCCAACUAAGACCAGCAAGCCAGUUUAG